AUCCCUGGCUGUCCCUCCCUGAACAGAAUAUCCAUUAACAUUGUGCGCUUCAAUCCACUCAGAUUCCUUCAACACUUCCAUUAAUUUCUCUUCGACCUGACAAUUAAUCCAAACAAUAUCACACUAUAUUAUAUAAUUUACAUACCCUUUACUUGUUCAACCAUGACAUCCUCCGCUUCUCUCUCUAUAAAAUCCAAUCUCUCUCCUCCUACAUUUGCUAACCCUUCUUCUUCUUCAAGUUCUCCUACUCUGCUGAAUUUCCCAAUUACUCCCGGAUUUUCAAGUGUUUGUUCCUUAAGAGGGAAACCCAUUAGCGUUAGCUUGAUUGUUGGAGAAUCUAAUUUGUGUGAAUUUAGGAGGCUCAGAAAUAGUGAAAGGAGGCUUCUUGUUAGCGCAAGCAAGAUGACCAUUGCAGAGUUGAGGGAAGAGGACGAAGAGUGCCCUGCUUUGAUCGAGAACGAGACAGUUUCCAGGCCUAGGCGUAUUGCUCUUUUUGUCGAGCCUUCUCCAUUUGCAUAUGUGUCAGGUUAUAAAAACAGGUUCCAAAAUUUCAUCAGAUAUUUACGUGAAAUGGGAGAUGAGGUAAUGGUUGUCACAACACAUGAAGGAGUGCCCGAGGAAUUUUAUGGAGCAAAAAUUAUUGGUUCCCACAGCUUCCCUUGCCCCUGGUAUCAGAAGGUCCCUCUUUCUCUAGCACUUAGUCCUAGAAUAAUUUCAGAGGUUGCACGGUUUAAGCCUGAUAUAAUACAUGCAUCAUCACCUGGGAUCAUGGUUUUUGGUGCUCUCGCUAUUGCAAAACUAUUAUGUGUCCCCAUAGUGAUGUCUUAUCACACUCACGUGCCAGUUUACAUCCCAAGAUACACUUUUAGUUGGCUAGUAAAACCUAUGUGGUUGGUUAUAAAGUUUCUGCACCGAGCUGCAGAUCUUACUCUUGUGCCGUCAGCUGCCAUUGGGCGGGAUCUCGAAGCUGCAAGGGUGACAGCAGCUAAUAGGAUUCGCCUUUGGAACAAGGGUGUUGACUCUGACAGCUUCCAUCCUCGCUAUCGCUCUCAUGAAAUGCGAUUGAGACUAAGCAAUGGUGAACCAGAUAGACCAUUGAUAGUCCAUGUUGGGCGACUUGGAGCAGAGAAGAGCUUGGAUUUCCUUAAAAGUGUCAUGGAUAGGCUUCCAGAUGCACGAAUUGCUUUCAUAGGAGAUGGGCCAUAUAGGGGAGAGUUGGAAAAUAUGUUUUCGGGGAUGCCGGCUGUGUUUACUGGGAUGUUACAUGGGGAAGAGUUAUCUCAGGCGUAUGCCAGUGGGGAUGUUUUUGUGAUGCCAUCAGAAUCUGAAACGCUCGGUCUUGUAGUUUUGGAGGCCAUGUCUUCAGGAGUUGCUGUAGUGGCAGCGCGUGCUGGUGGAAUUGUUGAUAUAAUUCCAUCAGAUCAGGAAGGCAAAACUGGCUUCUGCUUUAGUCCUGGAGAUGUGGAUGACUGCAUGGCCAAAUUGAAGCCUCUCUUGGACAAUCAUGAACUAAGAGACACCAUAGGCAAGGCUGCUCGCAUAGAGAUGGAGAAGUAUGACUGGAGAGCAGCCACUAAAAAAAUACGCAACGAACAAUACAACGCAGCCAUUUGGUUCUGGCGCAAGAAGAGAGCACAGCUACUGAGACCUCUUCAAUGGCUGACGAAACGUCUCUUCCCAUCUACUCAAGCUAUUACCUACAGGUGAUUUUUUUAAGUGAAGAUUUUUUAAGGCGUAGUCAGGGUGUAAACUUCCUUUUGGCAUCAAUAAAACCUGUAUUAGGUGUUUGUAUGGUUGAUUGUUUGUGAUAUGCUCAAUUGUUGUGUACAGUGGACCAAAUUGUGAACUUGUGCUGUAAUUUAUCAUGAAAUGAAGUUAGUUCAAGCAACUAAUUGUUGCUUUAUUAA
Messenger RNA from Tripterygium wilfordii, 1907 nucleotides. RefSeq names its product sulfoquinovosyl transferase SQD2-like. Gene Ontology annotation, molecular function: UDP-sulfoquinovose:DAG sulfoquinovosyltransferase activity. Gene Ontology annotation, biological process: glycolipid biosynthetic process; sulfolipid biosynthetic process. Gene Ontology annotation, cellular component: chloroplast envelope. The transcript is spliced from 11 exons. The record is from RefSeq and is a predicted model, not a curated record. Bases 163 to 1707 code for a protein of 514 amino acids. NCBI's taxonomy places the organism in Eukaryota, Viridiplantae, Streptophyta, Magnoliopsida, Celastrales, Celastraceae.